This is a messenger RNA of Ichthyophthirius multifiliis, 615 nucleotides long. Its product is annotated as solute carrier family member 16, putative. The transcript has 7 exons. Gene Ontology annotation, biological process: transmembrane transport. NCBI's taxonomy places the organism in Eukaryota, Ciliophora, Oligohymenophorea, Hymenostomatida. The record is from RefSeq and is a predicted model, not a curated record.
AUGAAUAAAAAACAUUUUGAAAAUACUGAUAAAGAUGAUUAUAAAUAUUUUAAAAGCUUUAUUUCAGGAGGUAUUGCAGGAAUGUGUGGAAAAACAAUAUCAGCACCUUUUGAAAGAAUAAAAUAUAUAUUUAUUACAAGAGACAUAUAAUUCAAAUAUACUAUUGCCUUGAAAGAAGCUAAGUAUAUUGUAAAAAAACAUGGAGUAUUAAAUUUAUGGAGAGGAAACAGUGCAAAUUUGAUAAGAAUAAUACCUUUUUCAUCAAUUAACUUUUCAACUUUUGAUUAUUUAAAAAAUAAUGUAUAUUUGAAAUAUUAAACAGACAAUGAAAUUAAAAAAUAAUUAUUAUUAUUUUCUAUUGGAGCUAUUUCAGGAAUAAUUUCUUAAUCAAUAUGUUAUCCUUUAGAAUUAAUAAGAACAAGGCUAGCUAUGCAAAAAGAUAGCUUUUAAUAUAAAAACUUUUUUGAUGCAAUAAAAGUUAUCCAUAAAACAGAAGGAACAAUUGGAUUUUAUAGUGGAAUGACUUUAGCCAUGUUUGCACCACUUGCUUCUGGAACAGCAUGGGCUAUUAAAAAUAAAGUUAAUAGAUUUAUUGAUAAUAAUUAUGAUUUUUGA